Messenger RNA from Cajanus cajan (pigeon pea), 1620 nucleotides. Its product is annotated as serine carboxypeptidase-like 11. Gene Ontology annotation, molecular function: acyltransferase activity, transferring groups other than amino-acyl groups; serine-type carboxypeptidase activity. Gene Ontology annotation, biological process: secondary metabolic process; proteolysis. NCBI's taxonomy places the organism in Eukaryota, Viridiplantae, Streptophyta, Magnoliopsida, Fabales, Fabaceae. The record is from RefSeq and is a predicted model, not a curated record.
UAUCCCAUUUGCCAUUUCUAAAACUUCACAAGAAAAUUCAGCUUCUGGAAAUAAGCAUCAUUUCUAAUGUGUUGGAAUUUGCACCUUAUUCUUCUACUUGCUCUUGCACUUUUCAUACAGAUAUCAUCUCAGCUUGGAACCUCUCGUUCAAAGGUAGAAGUGCUUCCUGGCUUUGAAGGGCCUCUUCCUUUUGAACUUGAAACAGGGUAUGUGGGAUUGGGAGAAAGAGAUGAUGAUAUGCAAGUAUUUUAUUAUUUUAUUAAGUCAGAGAACAACCCAGAAAAAGACCCUCUUAUGCUUUGGCUAACUGGUGGUCCUGGUUGCUCUUCAUUAUCGGGUCUUCUCUUUCAAAUAGGUCCAUUUGCACUCGACACUGAGGCAUAUGAUGGGAGCAGGCAAAAUUUGAUCUUGAGGCCACAGUCAUGGACAAAGGUAUGUAACAUUAUUUUUGUAGAUUUGCCUUUCGGAACUGGCUUCUCGUAUGCAAAAAAUCUCACUGCUCACCGAAGUGACUGGAAAUUAGUUCACCAUAUCCAUCAAUUUCUUAGGAAGUGGCUGAUUGAUCACCCAGAAUUUAUUUCAAAUGAAUUUUACAUGGGAGCUGAUUCAUAUUCUGGCAUUCCUACCCCUGCUGUUGUUCAAGAAAUUUCAAAUGGAAAUGAAAUAGGUCUCCAACCACGGAUAAAUAUCCAGGGAUAUCUGCUAGGGAACCCCGUAACAACACGAAAAGAAAAAAAUUAUCAAAUCCCAUUUGCUCAUGGAAUGGGACUCAUUUCUGAUGAACUCUAUGCGUCACUGCAGAGAAAUUGUAAAGGAGAGUAUAUAGAUGUUGAUUCCAGAAAUGAAUUGUGUUUAAGAGAUCUCAACUACUUUGAUGAGUGCCUUUCAGAAAUUAAUUUAUCGAACAUUUUGAUUGGAUGUGCCAAAGAUGAUUAUUUGCCUAAGAAACAUGAAGCUCAGUGGAGGAGAUCUCUGAAUCAGAAGUUUGAUGCCGCUCUUAGUUCUUAUACAAGAGAGCAUAACUUAUGCCGCAGUAUUUACAGUGAUUUCUUUUCCGCUCAAUGGGCCAAUGAUGAGAGUGUUCGCAAGUCGCUGCAUAUUCGAGAGGGAACUAUAGGAAAAUGGGAACGCUGUUACAAAACUGAUUUUGAGUUUCAGAUCUCUAGUAGCUUUGACAUUCAUGUAAAUCUCAGUGCAAAAGGAUAUCGUUCGUUAAUAUACAGUGGGGAUCAUGACGUAUUAGUGCCUUUCAUGUCAACUCAAGCAUGGAUAAGGGCUUUAAACUAUUCCAUUGUGGAAGAUUGGAGGCCAUGGUUUGUAAAAGGUCAAGUUGCAGGAUACACAAGAACUUACUCGAAUCAAAUGACUUUUGCAACUGUGAAGGGUUCAGGACACACAGUUUCCAGGUACACGCCCGAGGAAGGUUUUGGCAUGUUCACAAGGUGGAUAGCUAAUUUACCUUUGUAACUCCGCACCUAUGUUGGCAGAAACAAGGUUAUCAAUGUUACGCUCAUUUCUCUAUCAUAUUUUUUGAAUUAUCAAUGUUUAAAGAUUCUGUAUAAUAAAUGAGCAAUGCAAUGGCAAAUGAUUGUCUUGUAAUGUCUCUAACAUUUAAUUCUU